AUGGCCGCAGAGCAAUCUGGCAUUCUCAUAGAGCAAAUCAACACGGCCGAAGACAUGGUUGAGGCAAUCAACCCCGUCUGCGAAACGUUCGGUAAACAGACGCAUGAUGGCUUGUGGACAGCCAUGAACCCAAGCUGGGACACUCCGCAAGGAAAGGCACAGGCGACCUCUCGUAUGGUACAUCGUUGGCGAGCAGCCACCAAGGAUCACCAGGGCCGUCCGAAUACAAUAUUCCUCAAGGCAACGGUACCCCGUGACGGAGCGGCUCCAGGAGGGGCACGCAAGAUUGUCGGCACAGCCAUUUGGCUCCAACUCUCCAGCGUUGCCGGCCACGGCGAUCUGCCCGCCGAAGACCUGAGCAAAGCCCUCGAUCUUGACAAGAUAUAUCCGGGGAACGAGGCGGAGCAAAGGUACCUCUGCCAGGCGAUCCAUUCUCUUCAUCGCCAGCGUAUAGACCUGGUGAAGAAAAAGGCCGACUCCUUGCCUCCCUCUGCCAUGGUCCUUGACUUGUGUGUCGUCGACCCGGCCUACCAAGGCAGGGGCAUCGCAAAGCAGCUGGUUCAAUGGGGGCUGGACGAGGCAAAGACCAGGGGAGGUUUGGAGUGUAUCACGGAGGCUUCAGUCAUGGGGAGACGAGUGUAUGAGAAGAUGGGGUUUCGACAGGAAGGCCCAGAAAUUGUCUACGUGGUUGAUGAGCAAUUUGCGCAUCGUGAUCGACCUUCGAAUGUUUUCAUGAGGACUGGGAACGGCGAGCUGGGCUCGCUUUCGACAGUCUAA
Metarhizium brunneum ARSEF 3297 is the source of this 777-nucleotide messenger RNA. RefSeq lists its product as uncharacterized. Lineage: Eukaryota; Fungi; Ascomycota; Sordariomycetes; Hypocreales; Clavicipitaceae. Gene Ontology annotation, molecular function: acyltransferase activity, transferring groups other than amino-acyl groups. The record is from RefSeq and is a predicted model, not a curated record.